UUGUGUCCUGAGCUGAGACAACUCCGAAGCGUGUCCUUCUUAUCCAACACUCAGUUGUCUUUCCGUAACCAUCUCAUUUCGAAAGUUGCGCUUCGUUCAGAACGUCGGCAACGACCGAAGGAACCGCACAGAUCAGAGCGCUCGCCUGAUUUGAACAUUUCGCUCAGCCACAGUCAUUCGAUCGUGCAGAGGGCCACGCGCACAUACAGUAUAAAGCUGACCUCGAAGAACAACUGGAACCGAUCUAUGUGAUGCCCAAAGUCUGCUGCAAUGACUUCCUCGACGGGCAGGGCGCGCUCUCGUUCUCAACCCAACAAACUGCUUCAAGCUUAUCAAUUAGGAGACUCCCUCGGGAAGGGUGCAUUUGGUAAAGUCUACCGCGCAUUGAACUGGGCUACUGGGGAGACGGUGGCAGUCAAGGAAAUUCAGCUCAAUAAUAUACCAAAGAGCGAGAUCGGACAGAUUAUGUCCGAGAUUGAUUUGCUCAAGAAUCUGAAACACCCAAACAUUGUUAAGUAUAAAGGAUUUGAGAAGACACCAGAAUACCUCUACAUCAUUCUCGAGUUCUGCGAAAAUGGAUCUUUGCACAAUAUAUGCAAGCGGUUUGGGAAGUUCCCCGAGACCCUUGUCGGCGUGUACAUCUCUCAAGUACUGGAGGGACUCGUAUACCUGCACGACCAGGGCGUCAUCCACCGUGACAUCAAGGGUGCGAACAUCCUUACUAAUAAGGAUGGAUGCGUGAAACUAGCGGAUUUCGGUGUGGCGAGUCGUACCGCUGCCAAUCCUGUUCGUGACGAUGCGGUGGUUGGGAGUCCGUAUUGGAUGGCGCCCGAAGUCAUAGAGCAAUCGGGAGCGACGACAGCGUCAGACAUCUGGAGUGUAGGCUGCACAGUAAUUGAGCUGCUCGAAGGAAGGCCGCCCUACCACUUUCUCGACCCAAUGCCUGCUUUAUUCCGUAUUGUUCAAGAUGACUGUCCUCCCAUCCCAGAAGGCGCAUCUCCGAUUGUCAAGGACUUCCUGUACCAUUGUUUCCAGAAGGAUUGUAACCUGAGGAUAUCCGCCAAGAAACUGCUCAAGCAUCCGUGGAUGGUGGCUUCUCGGAAGCAAAUAUCCAGCAACGUCACACGCGAUCACAGAGGCCAUACCCGGCCCUUGAGCAACUACAACUACGACGAGGCCGUGAUGAAAGUGCAAGAAUGGAAUGAAGCACUGAAGUCUCCGCCACGGCCAUCGCGGCUCCCAGAACGACAAAGAAACGGUGCAGUACUCGACUCAUCCCCAAUACCUUCUUCUGUGGUGCCAGCUUCCGCCAAAUCACAGAAUCCGCCCGGCCUACCUAAUCAAUUGGGGUUGAGUGCAACGCGUCAGCUCCAUGCCAGCAAGGGUCCUCCAGUUACGCCAGUCUUGGGACACGUUCGCGAGACAUUGCCCAUGCCCUUUAUUCUGCAACCUCCUGAGGAACAAACUGAUAACUGGGACGAUGAUUUUGAGGAAGGAAUCUCGUUGUCGAAGUUGCAUGUCGCGGAGAAAACGUCAGCAGAAGAACAGAUAGUUGACGUCGACGACAACGCUCAGACUAUCCGCCCCACGCGUAGUCCACCAGGACCGUCGGCUAGCGUCCCUCUUCCUCCGUUUACAGUUGCUGAACCCGAGGAUGAAAAUAGCAUUGAAGACUACUCGGACAUCAUCUCUGACGAUGACACACUGAUCCAGAAACUUGCAGAUUUCAAGGCCAGGAAUCCUUCUCGUCGCGGUCUCUUCCAUCCGAACGACCUCAAGACUGUUGGUUUGGGUCCCCAUUCUCCUGAACCAAAGAUUGCUCCCCUACCAGACGUGACGCCCAGUCGUGCACGUCCGCCUUUGAACUCUGUCACUCAGUCUGGAUCAAGGACGUCUGCCAUAACCGACAGUGCACCUAUGUAUUCACGCUCGUCGUCGUACAUGGGGUUUAAUGGUGGUAGCGGCUCUUUCGGGCACAUGGACUCGCGGCGACGUCAAAGCCCGCCUCAGUUUGGCAAAUAUGCCGAGGACGAUGAAGAGAACUACGAAGAUGUGUUCGGGAAAGCGAACGGUGCUGCUUUACGUUCUGCACAGACUUUACAGCUGACCACGCGUCUGUCUAACAAAUCAUGGCUGGGAGAUGACGAUGACGAAGAUGAUCCUUUUGCUGAGAUUGACGAAGGCUUCUCGGAGGAAGACCUCGAAUCAAAUCUCCAGCGCGACAAAUAUGCUCGUUUGACGAAUACCGUCACCGAGCUCAUUGAUCAGUUGACACCCUCUGCUCCGGACUUCCAACUACGUGAGGUGUGCGACCAGCUUCUCACUAUCAUGGCAGAGACCCCGGAGAUACAGUCGCAGCUCGUCUCUGCGCACGGAAUGUUAGCCAUCUUGGAGGUUCUAGAGGGUAGAUACUCUCGGGACGUCACGUUGAAGUUGCUUAAAAUUGUCAAUGCACUUGUCACUGCAGACAUGGGUUUCUUGGAGAGCUUCUGUUUGAUUGGUGGAAUCCCGGUCAUAAUGGAAUUCACGUCAAAGCGAUACCCGCCAGAGUGUCGUACAGAGGCGUCGAAUUUUAUCCGCCUCUUGUGUCAUUCGUCCGUCCUCACGUUGCAGAUGUUCAUAGCAUGCCGCGGACUCAAGGUCUUGGUGGAUCUACUUGACGAAGACUUUACAGAACAAACGGAGCUUGUCAUACAUGCGCUCAACGGCAUCUGCAGCGUUUUUGAGCUGCAGAGUCCGACGACGAAGAAUGAUUUCUGCCGCAUGUUCAUCCGCGAAGGCCUGCUGGACCCAUUGUCCUCUGCUCUUCUGAAUGUCAUGGCCGGUGAAGGAGACGUCGUGGCAGACAUGAAUAGAAAGAUCAUCCUGAUAUUGCUUGUGUUCUGCCAAGUAUCUCAAUCAGAUAUUCAUGUACGGAAAGAACUUGGCACCCGCAAAAUCGUGCGCCGUCUGUUGAGAGCAUGCGAGCUUCUGCAGCCGGAAUACUUGGUGAACAUGCUCAAGGCCGUCAAACACCUGUCCAUGAAUCCCUCUCUGCUGGAUAACCUACAGAAUGCCAAUGCAAUCGAGAUCCUGGUCAGGAUCCUAGACGAACGAAGCUCAGGUCCUUACGGGACGGAGAUGUCCAAUCACAUUUUCCAGACAUGCUACAAUCUCUGUCGGUUGAACAAGUCUAGGCAAGAGGAGGCAGCCCAAGCUGGCAUCAUCCCGAGCUUGAAGCGAGUGAUCGAAUCCAGCUCACCACUGAAACAGUUUGCGCUGCCGAUCCUCUGCGAUCUUGCCAGCGCCGGGAAGAGCUGCCGAACCUUGCUCUGGCAACAUGACGGUCUGUCAUUAUAUUUGCAACUUCUUGAAGACCCGUACUUCCAAGUAAGCGCGCUGGAGUCCAUCCUAUCAUGGUUGCAGGAAGAGACGGCCAAGAUCGAGGAUCAGCUCACUAAGCCUGAGGCAUUAGAAGCUCUUUUGCAGUGCUUCGUCAAUGCGAAGUCUAACUCCUUCGAGAACUUACUUGAACCGUUCCUGAAGAUUUGCCGCCUCUCGAUCAGCGUAACCGUCGGCAUUGCAAAGUCGACGUUUUUCAAGCGCAUCAAUGAUAAGCUGAGCAAUAGCAAAGCUGUCGUGCGGCUGAACCUUUUGCGCAUACUGCGAACCGUCUGCGAGGUGCAUCCGAACCGAGCGAUGUUGGUCGAGCACUACGGCAUCUACGACAUUGUCGUGAAGCUCAGCAAGGAAGACGGAGCUGUCCUUGUCCGCAAGCUCGCAAAGGAGAUCGUGCCCUCACUCGCCCCUGCGCUCAAGCCUCCUCCGAGCAGGUCAAGCAGGAGUCCAGAAACUCCAAGGGCGAGCAAGAGCUCGCUCGCGCCUAGGAGGAUGCGACGGACGGCAUCCGAGUCGUCCACAGGUAGUCAUGGACACUCGGCUAGCAGCAGUGGCAUCCGUGCCAUUCAUAGGAACCCCAUUGAAUACCCCAUACCCAGUUCUCGACACAAGUCGAAUGACCUCUCGUGGCAGUCGGACCGAAAUUAGGUUAUUGUAGAUGCCAUGUCAGUGCAUCGGACUGCAUUCUCGCAUACUUUUUAUGUAUUCAGAACAUCAUAUCGCACUCAUACGCUUGGUUCAGGGCAUUACAUAUACUACGGAUGGCUUCCUCAUCAUAGGUAUUGAUCUUUAUACUGGCAUUGUAGCAUGGAAUCAUUACCACGAUGGCUGGUUGUUCGAGCGUGCUCUGGGCCCUAGCUGUGCAACCCUCCACUUCUCAGAAAGUCACAGGCC
Molecule: messenger RNA, 4272 nt
Organism: Laetiporus sulphureus 93-53
Lineage: Eukaryota; Fungi; Basidiomycota; Agaricomycetes; Polyporales; Laetiporaceae
Product: kinase-like protein
Exons: 22
Coding region: 271-4026 (1251 amino acids)
Biological process (GO): protein phosphorylation
Cellular component (GO): cytoplasm
Molecular function (GO): protein serine/threonine kinase activity; ATP binding
Source: RefSeq, a predicted model, not a curated record